Molecule: messenger RNA, 4777 nt
Organism: Mesocricetus auratus (golden hamster)
Lineage: Eukaryota; Metazoa; Chordata; Mammalia; Rodentia; Cricetidae
Gene: Lmx1b
Product: LIM homeobox transcription factor 1 beta
Exons: 8
Coding region: 128-1336 (402 amino acids)
Biological process (GO): neuron differentiation; regulation of transcription by RNA polymerase II
Cellular component (GO): nucleus
Molecular function (GO): DNA-binding transcription factor activity, RNA polymerase II-specific; RNA polymerase II transcription regulatory region sequence-specific DNA binding
Source: RefSeq, a predicted model, not a curated record
UUCGUCCGGGGGCAGCGGGCGGCCCCGACCCCGCGGGCACCUCGCCUACCCGGCUGCAGCGGAGCGGGCGGACGGGCGAGAGGGCGAGCGGCCCGGCCGGCAGGGUCUGCAGAACGCCCAGCGUCCCAUGGAUAUAGCAACAGGUCCCGAGUCGCUGGAGAGGUGCUUCCCUCGCGGGCAGACGGACUGCGCCAAGAUGUUGGACGGCAUCAAGAUGGAGGAGCACACCCUGCGCCCCGGGCCCGCCACCCUGGGGGUGCUGCUGGGCUCCGACUGCCCGCAUCCUGCCGUCUGCGAGGGCUGCCAGCGGCCCAUCUCCGACCGCUUCCUGAUGCGAGUCAACGAGUCGUCCUGGCACGAGGAGUGUUUGCAGUGCGCGGCAUGUCAGCAAGCCCUCACCACCAGCUGCUACUUCCGGGAUCGGAAACUAUACUGCAAACAAGACUACCAACAGCUCUUCGCGGCGAAAUGCAGCGGCUGCAUGGAGAAGAUCGCGCCUACGGAGUUCGUGAUGCGGGCGCUCGAGUGCGUGUACCACCUGGGCUGCUUCUGCUGCUGUGUGUGUGAGAGGCAGCUGCGCAAGGGUGAUGAGUUCGUGCUCAAGGAGGGCCAGCUGCUGUGCAAGGGCGACUACGAGAAGGAGAAGGAUCUUCUCAGCUCCGUGAGCCCUGACGAGUCUGACUCCGUGAAGAGUGAGGACGAAGACGGAGACAUGAAGCCGGCAAAGGGGCAGGGCAGCCAGAGUAAGGGCGGUGGGGACGACGGGAAGGACCCGAGAAGGCCCAAACGGCCCCGGACCAUCCUCACCACGCAGCAGCGGAGAGCCUUCAAGGCUUCUUUUGAGGUCUCCUCCAAGCCCUGUCGGAAGGUCCGGGAAACGCUGGCAGCAGAGACGGGCCUCAGCGUGCGUGUGGUCCAGGUCUGGUUUCAGAACCAAAGAGCAAAGAUGAAGAAGCUGGCUCGGCGGCACCAGCAGCAGCAGGAGCAGCAGAACUCCCAGCGGCUGGGCCAAGAGGUCCUGUCAAGCCGCAUGGAGGGCAUGAUGGCUUCCUACACGCCGCUGGCCCCUCCGCAGCAGCAGAUCGUGGCCAUGGAGCAGAGCCCCUACGGAAGCAGCGACCCCUUCCAGCAGGGCCUCACGCCACCCCAAAUGCCAGGUGACCACAUGAACCCCUAUGGGAACGACUCCAUCUUCCACGAUAUCGAUAGUGAUACCUCCCUCACCAGCCUCAGCGACUGCUUCCUCGGCUCCUCUGACGUGGGCUCCCUGCAGGCCCGCGUGGGGAACCCCAUCGACCGGCUCUACUCCAUGCAGAGCUCCUACUUUGCCUCCUGAGAGCCAGCUGGGCCGCAUGGACGCUUGGGCCUGGGCCUAGGGUGGGACCACAGGCCUCUGCAGCCAGCCGGCCCCCCAGCCCACCACCCACUCAGACUCUACAGACAGCCAUACGGUGCCCUCCCCUCGGCCAGCCGGACCUGGCUCAAGUGCCCACUGGGCACAGCCAGACAGGCAGAUGGGUGCAGCCUGGGCAGGGGUUGUGUCCUGCCCACAGAGACCGUGUGACUCCUGGGGACCCAGAGCUCUGGGACAGCCACUCACCUCCCAGCUCUUUGACCCCAUCACCUCCUCUCCCCUCCCCAUCUCUGUUUUUUGGGAAGUUUAUAUUUGUUCUGCUUUUUUUCUUUAAACAGUCUCUGUAUUCCCAGCCAGCCUCCAUCGUCCCUGCAAGGCCAGCCCUGGGACGGUGCCUGGUACCCGAGAAACAGUUAUACGGGUGUCCUGCGCAGGUGACCACUUCCCCUUCUGGUCAGCGCAAGGGAUGGUUUCUGGGUCCUAGGAGGCCCAGCCCUAGGUUGGGGGCAGAGUAGAGGAGGAACCAAGCAGGGGUGACAGGCUCUUUGUCCCUGCCUGAACUAGGAGUCACAAGCAAGAGGAGGCAUGGGGGCAGAGCCCAGAGAGACCCAAAGGGACAGAGAUGCACAUGUAAAAGCACACGCAUCUGCGGGCACACCUGUGCAAGCAUGUGGAGGCACCCGGGUGCACACACACACGGGCGUGGAAGGGGCGGGCAGACGCUCUGCAGUCUAGGGGCAGCGAGGCCAGUGGGCAGGGCCGGCCUCUGAGAACAGCUGGAGAGAGAGGAAGGAGGGAGGCUUUGGGUGUGAGCAGGUGGGCCUAGGUGCAUCCAGGCUGUACAGGUCAGGACUAUGGAGCAGGAGGGCAGUCACAGACCCAGGUCCCAGUCCAGAGACGGAGCCCACAGACGCAGGUAGUAUCAGGCCACAGUAAAUGACCCAGAUGGAAAGGGCCCCAAAGCCACUGGCUUGACCCCAUCUGAUACUCACUUCCCCUGGUCCUUGUUCCUUGACAGGGCUAGCUGCCCUUUCCGUGGCCCCUCCUGACCCUCGGUCUCCUCUUAGCAGACUGAGGCUGUAGGCUGGCAGGUGUAGGACUCUGUGGCCAAGCUGGCCUCCUGACGCCAUCAAGCUGCCCUCCUGACGCCAUCUGACUCACACAGCGCAGGCCCAUCCCCUCCCCUGCGUCUGCACCUUACCUCUGAUGAUGUGGUGUGAGAUCCAGCAGGUGGGUUAGGUCUCGGCUUUGGAGGUACAGGGACAAGCCACAACUCCUCAACAUGUGGCCUGUGCCUAGUUACCUCUCGUUGGCUCAGUCAGCUUGGGCUAUUCCUUUCCACUGCGUCAGCUGGGCGAGAGGCCCGCCCUAUGGGGCUCCCUGCAGUGCCCGUGCACACUAUAUAGCCCACCAGCAUUUCAGCCUCCUGGACUCUUCCAGCCCAAAGCAGAAGCAACAGUGGGUCUUUUCUUGGCAACCUCCACUGGGCCCUGGCAGGCACUGGGUCCUGGGGCCAGAGGCCCAGGAUGCUAUCACCCAUUUAAUGCUGAGUCCUAACCCCCAACACACACACCUGGUGUCUGCCCAGCUCUAGCUGUGAACACAUAAGAAUGAGUGUCUCUCCACUUUGGGCUCCUGCGUCUGGCUAGUUAAGUUGUGUGGGUUUGUUCUCUGUCUCUGGGGAGACCUCAGACCCCCUUAACCCCACUCAAAUGUCUCAAGAUGGAGUCCGCAGGGAAUAGCGGCUGCCAGCAUAGCCCUCCCGUUUCCCUCUUUUAUAAAGAGGACAUCACUAAUCUCCAUGCUGAAGUUAUGGUCCUGAGCCAGUUGCUCCCUGGAGAUUGACCCUUCCCUGCUCUGGCACAGGCCCCUGGCUGAAUCCUACAGGGCAUACUUAGGGUGGACCCAGGGUGGAUACUGGCUCCUGGGAGACCAGGCCUUCUCUUAACCAUGUUUUAAGUUGGAAGACACAAUACCAAUGGGCUGUGUAGGUUAUCCCUUCUGUGACAGCUGGGAAAUCUGAGACAGGAGUCGGGCAGGAAUGUGCUCAAGGCCUCACAGCACGAUAAUGACAGAGCUGCAGCAGGCUUGUUAUCUCCUUUGUCUCUUGAGUGGCCUGCACCAGGGACCAGUGUGUCUCACCACACCUGCUGGUCCCAAAGGGUCCUCCCUUCCUGCUCUGGGGCCUCCAGACCCCCAAGUCCAGCCCUGGCCUCUGCUGUUCCCAUGCUGGUGUCCCCAGGCAGAAGAUGUUAUCAGGACACUUGAAAGUUGCCUGAGGAGGGACCGCAGCUGUCACACGGGAGAUGUCCUGGCAGCCGUUCUCAGGGUUCACCAUGGCUGUGGCCUGCUUCCCUCUGAGACUCAGGAGCACAUGCCAGCCCUGGACUGCUGCAGGGACUCGGGCUUCUGUCCUGUGAGCAGAGACAGCCUGUGCCACAGCCCUGCCCAGAUCUUGUUAGAGACCCUGCUCAGGUUGGGGAGCUGAGGCUGGGAGAAGUGGUGAGGGGCUGGGCGGCCUGGCCUGCAGCCUGAAGGGGCAGAGGGAUACGGGCGUAAGAGGCAGAAAUUGAGAGAUGGGUGGGGGUGUCUCAGAGAUGAACCACGUCCCAUCUCCUACAUGGGGAUGCGGCAUGUUGAGGCUCAGCUGGAUGAAGGCGCCUGCCCAGGUGUCACACAGGAGUGACAAGUACCCCAGCUUUACCUGUGGAUUCAUUCCAUGAGGCUCCCCCACACUCUGCUGCCCUCAGUGACUCACAAGCAGCCUGCCGUCAUGGAGGCUUCCUGGAGGGGGUUGUGGGCGGUGAGGAGCUGGCCCAGAAUGAGUAGGCCCAGUGGAGAGGCAGCCUCUCCUCCUUAAGGGACAUCCCUUUGAAGUGAGGCCAACUCCCAAGUCUACCUGGAUGUCCCCCCUGCUCAGUCAGGGAACACAGGGGGAAGAUGAACUCAGAGCUCUGGGCACCCCUAGGGCCAGGGGGAUGCUGCAGCCCAGGGCUGACCGCUGUGGGGAAGGGCCACCACACUCACACAUGUGUGCACACACACUCACACCUGACACAAGGAGGCUCGCACGCGGAGAAGCAGGAAGGACCCUUCAGCGCAAGGCCCCUGAUAGGGGCAAUUGCCAAUGGUUCCUGGGCUGCUACCUUGCCCUGGGGGCCCACUGGAGGGAGUCUGUAGCAGCUGGGCUGGGGCCAGGCCACCCAUCGUAGUAUUCUUCUGUUUACCUUGUACAGACUGCCCGCCUGCCAUCCCCACACACAUUUUAUUUAAUAACUUGUCAUUGUUAAAUUAUUUAUUAGCGUUACCACAUCACCACCCCUGCCUUCCACUCACCUGCCUCUUCCCACAAAAGCAGAAAAUGGAAACAACAAGAAAAAGAUGAGAUGUUGGUAUAUUUGUAAAUAAACAACCUGUACACGC